UCUUCUGAGUCGCUAUCGGCUUGGUCGGCGAUCAUUCAGCCAUUCAAGCGGUGUGCUCGGCAUGUUCCGCUGCACGGUAGAAAUUCUCGCCACAUAUACAUACAUACAUACGUGAUUGUUCUGCCUGCCUGGGGUGAAUGUGAUGAGAUGAUCGUGCUUUCAUUUAAUGUUACGUUUGAAACGGUACUUACCGGGUUGAUUAGACCGCGUUCUAUGCGCGUUGAUGAAUGCACCGUCGCGAAAGUGAAAUAAAAGCGAAAUCUGUGGAUGUGUUUUUGUGAUAAGAAUUUCCGAGGAAGAAAAAAGAGAAAUACUACAUGCAAAAGUAGAAAAUUUUAAAAGAUUUAUUAUAGUUGCUCGAGUUUUUGUUUGUGAAAAAAGCAAAAAUUUCUAAAAAAAAUACAUGGUGGUUUGAAACUUCUACCUGCAUACACGUACAUACAUAUGCACUUAUAAUAACGUGUUUAAAAGUAUAUAUUUUUAUGCAUAUUUCAUGGACCCACCAAAGUUUAUAAAAUUUAAUGCUGGAUUUCGUGAUAAUGAUGCUACUUUUUGGAGCUAAAAAACUAACAAAAAUCUCAAGAGCUACGGAAAAUAUUGUUUAAGAAAUAGCACCAACAGUUUGACCAGAGAUUUUCUGCGAUAUUCCAGUUGUCUACAGUUUAUGGACUGUCGUGCGGUUGCCGUAGUGUUCUUGGCUCUUAUCACAAUUAACGGAAAAAUGAUGAUGCCAUUCGGCUAUGUUGGUGUUGUGCAGGACGAACGCAAAUGUCAGUAUUUAAGACCAUCGCGCAUGCUCAAAAUCCGUUGUUUCGAUAUGAAUCUGAAGGAAGUGCCGCAGCACCUGAAAUCAUCCGUUGAGAUUCUGGACCUCGCAUUCAAUCGCAUCAAAAAACUCAGACGAAACUCAUUCGAACGUUAUACAAGCAUUAAAAUACUGGUGCUCUAUGAGAAUAAGAUACAAUCGGUGGAGCCGGGCACAUUUGCACCACUAACAUCAUUGGAGGAGAUCGAUCUAUCUAAUAAUGCGCUCGUCACGAUACCAUUGGAAAUUUUUCAACUUCCGUCGCUGCGAAAUCUUUAUGUUGAUAGCAAUGAGCUUUUCAAUCUCGAACGCGACCUGCAGGGUCUUGAGACACCAAUAGGUGCACCAUUAGAAUAUUUAAAUGUAGCCGAUUGCGGUUUAGAGAACUUACCCAAUUUGGGUGUACUGCCAAAACUUUGGCAAAUAAAUGCCUCAUCAAAUCCGUUGACUGAUCUCACCGUGAACACACUAGCCAAUAUGUGCAAUUUACGUACUAUGGAUCUGACGAAAACGGACAUAAAUGAAUGUGCCUGCCAACAAGUAAAUCGAUAUUUGCGGUAUAUUGGAGCUGAUGUAAAAUAUGUGCCAAUCUGCAUGGAAAACCUCGACAACCGCAUAUGUCCGGAUCCAUAUAAUUUAACUCUCGAAUCGGCAUCAUUUCACAGCUGCAAAUCCGAAGCUGAACUAGCCAAAGUGCUUAGUUGGCGUUGGUUAAUAAUUGCAGGGGCAGCGGCAUUGGCUUUGCUCGUGUUUACAUGGUUUUGUUGUCGACGACGUUCGAAAAAUAAAAAAAAGAAGAAAAGCUUACAAAUGAAGUCCAAAGCUAAAGCUAUGCCACCCAAACAUCAGCCACUUGUGUCGCCCACGCCCACGCAUGCGCUGAAAAGUCACAACGAUCGGACGAUGCUGCAGGACUGUGAUUGUGCGUAAUUCAUGGUUACUACUAUAUGCACACAUAUUAAUAUAAGGUGUGAAAAUUCUAAAAAUAGCAAGAAUGCUUAUAUAUAGUAAUUAAUUGUUCAAUAAUUGCUUUGUCGUUUAGGAGAAAAGUAGUUAAACAUUUAUUUUCGAAUAAUUGGAAAAUUGCCAUACAGCAAAAUGUUGCCAAAUAAAACGAACUUAUUUAGUAGGUACAUACAUAAAUAGAUACCGAUAGAUAACAACGAAGCUUAAACGAAAUCGUCAUUUCGAAACAAAAUAUUACACAUAUAUAUUUAGGUAAAAAAUUUUACAUAUGCAAAUAUACUUACAUACAUAUAUGUAUUUAUUUAUUAAAUUUGUAUAAAUAUUAUAUUCAUAAGAAAUAACAUGAACGUGAAGUAUUAGAAAAAUCAUGGCCUUAGCUUGUAUAGUUAAAUAUGUAAUACAUAAUUGAAAAUUACCAAAGUGCUACACUGCCGGCAAAAAGUAAUGGCGCAGCGAAUUUUGCACAAUAUAUGCCCCAAUUUCUAUUCUAAUAUUUUUCCGCUAUUUUUUGUACAACAAAAAUCACAAAUAUAUAAUUCCUAAAUUUUGUGCAAAA
Messenger RNA from Rhagoletis zephyria (snowberry fruit fly), 2327 nucleotides. It is a transcript of the gene Lapsyn, whose product is annotated as Leucine-rich repeat activity-regulated protein at synapses. Gene Ontology annotation, molecular function: protein binding. NCBI's taxonomy places the organism in Eukaryota, Metazoa, Arthropoda, Insecta, Diptera, Tephritidae. The record is from RefSeq and is a predicted model, not a curated record.